Mercenaria mercenaria is the source of this 1393-nucleotide messenger RNA. RefSeq lists its product as uncharacterized. The record is from RefSeq and is a predicted model, not a curated record. NCBI's taxonomy places the organism in Eukaryota, Metazoa, Mollusca, Bivalvia, Venerida, Veneridae. The coding region runs from base 226 to 711 and encodes 161 amino acids. Gene Ontology annotation, cellular component: plasma membrane. The transcript is spliced from 3 exons.
AAACAGGUCAUUUAGUGAGCUUUAUAAGCACAACCCACGAGAAGUAUUUUUGCAAUAGCGACCAUAAGGAACAAGAGGAGAAAUAAGAAACAUUUCAUCUGGAGUCAUUUAAAAUAAAUUUUGAAAUUAAAGCAGUAACGAUUUAAAAUUUCUAUAAACGAAAACGAAACCAAAAUUUUUAAAAUCUGAAAAUAAUUUUCGGAUUUUGCGUAAACUCUAGCAAAAAUGCUGUCUUUUGUAGGAAUAGGUUUAAGCGCAGCAUCGCUUUUGUUUAAUAUUAUAGGACUAGCAAUCCCAUAUUGGAAUUAUAAAAGUAUUGGAGAGUUUAAAAGUUAUAUUGGAUUAUGGUCGACUUGUAGCCCCCAGCUGGGAGGAGAAACAGUAUGUAAAAAAAUACAGGAUGAAGGUCUAGACGAUGCCUUUAAAGCGACGAGAGCAAUGGAGAUACUGGGUAUGCUGCUCAUCCUUGCGGCACUAGUCAUUGUCUUGCUAAAACAGUUUGUCAUGAAGGACAAGGCGCUUCUGCCAAAAAUAGCCGCUGGUUGCGCAGUGUUUGCUGGCAUUCUGAUGAUAAUUGGGACUAUCAUCUACGCCACUCGAGACGGUACUGAUUCUUCAACUUUACAUGCUGGUUUUGCACUGUGCAUUAUUGCAGGUGUUAUAGGGAUCGUUGCAGGCGUUGUGAUUUUUCUCGGUUCCAAGGGCGAUUGAUCGCCACUAUAUCAGAUAUGGCGAGAAACAAAUGACAAUUGAGUUUCUGGCUACAGUAUAUGUGUAGACAACGUAAUAUAGUAAAACUUGUAUUCUUUUAUUUAAUCAGGACUUGUUUGUAUUUGAUUAAUACUGUAAAAGCGCAUAUUUUCGCUGGGUUAAAAUUUAGCGAGUCUGAAAUAUUGAGUAUGUUCGCGUGGUUUUAUAUUCGCGAUAUUGUAAAAAAGUAAACUGCCUACUUUCAUUGUAAGGCUGGUGUAUAUUAACUUUAGAGCGUUACUAGACAUGUAUGUUUAAUUGCUAAAUGUCUACUGAUCUAAGAUACUAGUACCGUAAAGAUCGAUUGCUAUUAAAUCAUAUGGAUAUUAUUACACCUCUAAUUACCGUUUCAAUUAGAUAUGUUGAGAAAUGUUUGUGCUAUGACUAGAUUUUCUUGAUUUGAAUUAUAUUUAUAGUCAAUAUUUACGCGAGGAUAAAGGUUCGCGUAUUGAAGGACCUCGCGAAUACAGCGAAAAUUAAACCCUCGCGAAAAUUUCUGCUUUUACUAUUUUACAUGUUGAUUUUUCUCGCUUCAGGUAAACUCCGUCUACUGUUAUUAUUUUCACAUUCUGUGUUUAAGAAAAUGUGUAAAAUUUACAUUUAUAGAUAUGUCGUAAUGAAUAAUAAACAUUUUGAUAGUGUU